Suillus subalutaceus is the source of this 2241-nucleotide messenger RNA. RefSeq lists its product as uncharacterized. The transcript is spliced from 8 exons. The record is from RefSeq and is a predicted model, not a curated record. The coding region runs from base 1 to 2241 and encodes 746 amino acids. Lineage: Eukaryota; Fungi; Basidiomycota; Agaricomycetes; Boletales; Suillaceae.
AUGGAACUUGCGUCUUCAUCACUGGUCUCAUCUCCUGCUCGACCAAGCAGUCCUACUUUCACCAGCACUACAUCAAGCAGUGCAACCCAUGUAGAAUUCACUCCCUUGGAGUUUUUUAAGAAGGCCGACCACCCUGUCUCUCCCCAUAUGGCCACUGAGCUCUUAUCUGGCUCCGACUGUUCACUUUCCCCCAAACUGUCCCCCUGCCCUUCAGGUUCUCCAAAGGUUCACUUCUCCCCAGUAGAAGAGAUCCCGUACCUUCCUGAUGUAAAGGAGAGCCUGUUGUAUCAGCCUGGUGGUUCACAGUCACCAAAGUCGCCUUCUCGGGCAGCUUACUUGCGUGAGAAGUCAUCCAAGAGACAUGUCCCAUACCCUCACAGGCCAUCUGCACUGGAGCUUCAGUUUGCAAACCGCAUGACAGGGCGAGUAUGCCAGCCAGACUUUACGCCUGAACAACUGCAAGAGCACGAGGACGCGAUAACCAGUGGUCUAUCACGGAUGAGCUUUGACACUUUGUACAAAGUGUUCAAGGCACUAUUUGCUAGUCACAAGGCUGUUCGCCAUGAAGUAGCAACAUCGUUAUGGGAGGUUGAAGCCUCAGAGCGCAUGACAGCAUUCAAUCAGGCACUUCACCAGGAGAACAAAACCCGACUUAAUUUGAAGGACAAACAGCUGAAGAAGAUUAGGAACUACUUUUCCGAGCGUGAGCCCACAGAAAUCGACGACAACACAGAUUACAAUCAAGCCGUCUACAACAAUGAAUGCGAAAUGCUUCGUGCCAUCACCGCCCAAGCAGAGAUAAUCUCAAGACGCCUGGGCUCACGCACUGGGCGUGAAUUAUUAGCGUCUACUGGCGAAGCUCCCUACCUCCCUCGUUUUGUGGAUGCUUUGCAUAAUAGGGACAGCAUCACACGUGCGCUGCGUAGUGGUUUCGCGGAUGCUGGUACCGACACCGAUACUGACACCGAUAGCGAUUUCAGCGAAGAUGAUGAUUACAACAGGCGGCCGGGCCAGCAGCGCUCAGACCGUGGCCCUCAGCAAAAAACUAAGGCCAAGGUUCCAAAACCACCGCGAGGUUCUGGCCUCAAUCCAUCGGGCGAACCGGCGACUGACCAGCUUCGUAUCCCUACUGAACAACCACAGAUGAGCUCUUUCACCUUCGAUGCGCAUGCGCCCAGUGCAGGUUGGCAAGGUGAUACUGAUAGUGGACUUCCCACUCAGAUGAGCGCCUCGAUGCAUAGCUGGAGCAUGCAGGACACCAACUUCAAUGGCCGUUUCUCUCAUGGCACUUCGUCUUUAGAGGAUGACGCCGGCUUCAAUGAUCACCGUGACACGAGCGCAUCGGAGGCGACACUCAUACAACGAGGGGAAAUUCCACACACGAAUGUGAUGCACGGAGACAAAGAGGGCGCUUCCGGAUCCAUUCUAUCUACAGCCGAAGCCUCGACCUCACAGACUGUGAUGUCUGAGUCAUCGAUAGCUAAACCCUCGCCUAUCAAGCUAACGGAGGACAUUAUUGUCCAGACCGUGAAAACAGCCAUGAAAUUGGUCACGCAUGAGUUAUUCGGGGAGCAAGUGAUGUCGAAUGACAAAACCGCAAAGAAGGAUAUGUUGACCCGGGUGAUCUGGGAUUUGGUACCACGUUGUUUUGGGCCUAAUGCUACGUUUGAAGAUUUUAUCUGUAACAAACAUCGUAGAGACGUAGCAAAUGCAUUGUCGAUAAUGCGCGGGAAGUUCGCUGAAUUCGCGCGCGAGGGCGUCUUCAACGGGUACCGACUUUUCCCUCCACGGCACAGUGUCACGCCUCCCAUCACCUAUCGCCAACGCGUAAUCCAAAAGAUUACAACCGAUGCCGAUGGACUUGUUUUCAUGCACAUCUACACUUUUGACCAAAACGGGCAAGUUGAAAUCAAGGCGAAGUUCCAAAACCCUUUCGUCAUAUCCAACGCCAUCCGUUUUGUUUGGUUUGGGUCCCACCAGGAAUUUCUUGGUGACACAGAAGAGCAGCAAAUCGAACGUUUGAAAGUGAUCUGGGCGCUCGCCAGCGCUGCGACAUUCUGCAGUCUAGACGAACAGUCAGACGCUCAUGUGAAAGUUGAUCGUUUUGGUGGAUCGGCGUACAGUCGCAAGUUCGACGCCAUUCUAGCCGCGAUCAGAAACCUCACCGAGGACGAGCUAGCAGAAUUUCACGAUUUUCUACAGUAUGUGUUAGUAGUUGGACCAACACAGGCACCCUCAUAA